Rubroshorea leprosula is the source of this 1454-nucleotide messenger RNA. NCBI's taxonomy places the organism in Eukaryota, Viridiplantae, Streptophyta, Magnoliopsida, Malvales, Dipterocarpaceae. The record is from the annotation of a GenBank genome assembly.
CAAAUUGCUCAUCCAGAUUGGAGCCAUACCUUUCAGAUUGGCGUCAUUUAUCGACGUUUGUUGCUUUGUAACCACUUGUGACGCCUUGGUUUUGAUCAAUUAGGAAUUCCAAGUCCUUAGGUUAAAAUCCCAAUAUGGGUUCUAAAGCCCAACUAGAAACAACAAGAAGAAAAAAGAAAGGGAAAGAAAAAGGAAAUGAGGAAGGAGGAAGGAGGAAGGAGGAAGGAGGAGAGUGGAGAGUAGAGAGAAAAAUGAGAAAGGGAAAGAAUGCUGCUGCUGGCAUUGGUGUCAAUGUCGAUGCUGGAGAACAAGGAAAAGAACAAAAAUGGCAAAGGGAUAGGGGGACCAAAUUGGGUAUUAAACCUACUUUAAACGGUCAAGGCCUACAGUCCACCAGAUAUUUCCAUGAACCCGCUAACACGGAAAAAACUCAAUCGAAGAGGGAAGAGAAGAGUAAGCGGGUUUGCUUCAGUCCAGUUUUCGUUAAGCAUACCCACUGAAAAAUGUUGGGCCAACACCGAACCAAACAUUUUUGGAUCUGCUUUAUCCAACAGAGAAUUAUAAACUGUAAGGAUUGUUUUUGCUUGUUUAUGUCACAUACAUAUGAUUCUAAAUUCUUCUCCUUUGCUGACAUUUUAUUGAUUUGCCUGAUGUUAAACAUGCAUUGUAUCAUUUGUGACAACCUGAGCUUUGAGUUGUAGUAAAGAACUAUAGAUAAACAUUUGGUUUUAUGGUUUGCGUUUCCUCUAAAUUGAAAAUAGUUUUCUGAGUUUGUUGUUACUAAAACAUGCCUGCCUUCCAGAAAUAGUGUUCUACUCACUAGAGAACUUUUAAGAGGGUGUAAUUUGCUAAAAUUUUUCUACCGUUCGGACUGAAGAUAAUUACUAGUAAUGGCCCUCAUACAUAGAAGAAUAGUUUAGUCAUUACGAUUCAUGAUGCAGUUGAUACUCUCCUUUUUCUUGUUAUUAUGCUUAGAAGAAUUGUUUAAUAUCCCGUUACUCUCCUCUCCUUUAAUUUUGCAGAGAAGAAUAGUAGUUUAAUAUUUUAUUAUCUCCCUUUUCUUCUCAUUUUGCAAAGAAGAAACAGAUUACGCGUGACAAUGUACAAUGCAGUUGAUACUCUCCUUUUUCUUCUCAUUUUGCAAAGAAGAAUUCUUUUUCUUGUCUUUUUGCUUAGAAGAAUAGUUUAAUAUUUUGCUACUCUCCUUUCUCUUCUCUUUUUGAAAAGAAGAAUGGUUUAGUCAUGAUGAUGCAAUUGAUACUCUUCUUUUUCUUCUCAUAUUGCUAAGACAGGCGCUUUUUGUUCUCAUUUUGCGGGGAAGAAUAGUUUAGUCAUGACCAUGCGUGAUGCAGAUGAUACUCUCCUUUUUCUUGUCAUUUUGCUCAGAAGAAUAGUUUAAUAUUUUGUUACUCUCUUUUCUCUUCUAAUUUUGCAAAGAAGAAUAGUAGUUUAAU